Messenger RNA from Lottia gigantea (owl limpet), 1359 nucleotides. RefSeq lists its product as hypothetical. The transcript is spliced from 12 exons. NCBI's taxonomy places the organism in Eukaryota, Metazoa, Mollusca, Gastropoda, Lottiidae. The record is from RefSeq and is a predicted model, not a curated record. The annotation marks the transcript as partial.
AGUUCGAGUGCGUAUUCAGCUGCUAUUGGUUCGUUAUUACGACAAUAUAAAGGAAAGUUUAAUACCUACGUAGUACCAUGUUAUAUUGGGUCGGGGCCCUGUGGUGAUCCUGGUUCACUUAAAUAUAGUAUUUAUAAUACAGUAUAUCUAGAAGUUCAUUGUCCAACAGUCAAACCUCAAGUAGUCAUAAUAUCAGAUAGUGGAAAAAAUAGUGUAGAUUUCGGUGAGGUGUCUAUUGGUCAAAACGUCACCAGAUCAGUUACCAUGCAGAAUAUCAGUGAUAAAACAGUAGAGUUAACUUCUACGCUGCUAGACACUGACGGUCCGUUUCUGAUGUUAAAUGCAUUGAGAGUUCUUUCCCCUGGUGGAACACAUACAGCUGUUCUAUCAUUCGCUCCUGAUAAAGGUUGUGUGUAUCAAGAAGUAUUAUCUAUAAAGAGUGGAUCUAGUAUUUUAGCUAUGACGUUAGUUGGUAAAGGUGUUAGUCCUAUAGUUAAUUUAUCUAUAGAAUCAGGACUAUUUGACAUGGGAGCUGUAUUAGCUGGGGAAUACUGUGAAAGAACUUUUAAGAUUAAUAAUACAUCAUCUCUAUCUAUAGACUAUGUUAUAAAACUAGAUAGUUUAUCAUUGUUACGUCACGCCAAAUCUCAAUAUCUUCCAACUUUUAUUAAACGAGAUAAAAAACACAAAUCUUAUGUUGGUACACAAAAUUUUAAUGGACAGAAUGUGUUCGAUUUGGUUCCAUCAGAAGGAAGUAUUCCUGCAGGUGAUAAUAAAGAAAUCACAGUAACUUUUGCUCCAGAUCAUUGUAGUGAGAAUUAUUCUGAUGGUGUUCGAAUUGAAUUGUUUAAUCAGGAGGAAAGCCAUUUUUUUGAGUUGAAAGGUUUGGGUAAAAAUCAUAUUAUGUAUAUGUUUGGUGGAGAUGAUUUAACACCUGAUGUAGAAUCACUAGCUGUUUUACCAGUUACAGAGGAUGAUGAAGGUAAGAAAAUAAACAGGCUUUAUAAAAAUUCAAUACCAAUGUUAGUAAGUUUAUUUAGUGUAGCUAAAGAAACAGAAGUUAUACCAGCUAACAGAGAUGUAUUUGUAGCCUGUGUACGAACUAUGGCAGUCAGUCAGAAGAAGAAUGGAGAAUAUCAGUUUGAAAAUGUUCAACUUAUUCAAUCUAAAGGUUUCAGUAUUGAACCUCAAAAGGGUAUGAUAGAAGCUGGUACUAAGAAAGCUGUUACAAUAACUUGGACUCCUCCCCCUGGUCAUGAGUCUAAUCAGCCAAUGGAAGCGUCUGUUCUAGUGACGUUAAAAGGUGAUGCUGUUGAACAAUAUAAACUGAUGUUACGUGGGAUUAUAGUCUCUGAAUAA